This is a messenger RNA of Apis cerana (Asiatic honeybee), 4869 nucleotides long. RefSeq names its product crimpy (gene cmpy). Gene Ontology annotation, cellular component: plasma membrane; extracellular region. The record is from RefSeq and is a predicted model, not a curated record. Gene Ontology annotation, molecular function: protein binding; serine-type endopeptidase inhibitor activity. NCBI's taxonomy places the organism in Eukaryota, Metazoa, Arthropoda, Insecta, Hymenoptera, Apidae.
AUGAGGGCCUCGUUGCUGUUGCUGGGGGGCAUCGUGGUAUUCUCGGUCGCAGUUGCGAGAGCUCUCUCCUGUGUCUGUUCACCCUUCGAGUGUGACAUUCUCACCGAUGAAGAUUGUCCCGGAGGCCUCACCUGGGAUCCCUGUAGAUGUUGUAAGGUGUGCGCUCGUGUCGAGGGAGAACCAUGCGGUGGUUUGUUUGGAUUUUCUGGAAGUUGUGCCAACGGCUUACAAUGCGUCAUCAAAAACUUGCUGCUCAACACUCGAGAAGUGGACGAGGGAAUUUGUACAAAGAUCCCGGGCAGAUGGAGGAGGCAUUGUCCGCACGGGCAGAUAAUGUCUGAACCUGGUUGCAACUUAGUGUCCGAGGGAACCGCCGGAGAAAACGGAAAUACCGUGUCUACUGGAAAAUGCGUUUGUGGACCGUCGGUGCCUUGGUGUCCAAACGAACCUCGUCCUUAUGAUUAUUCUACCCGACACGAGUGCAAGCUCAAUUUGGCCGCAAAGAUGAAUUACGAUCUCUUUAAUUCUGGAAACACGGAAAGCGACGAUAUUCAAGGAGACGCGCGUGGCAACGAGUGUCCAGAGGAUAGUGUUCAAGGGGAGGGCGGUGAGUGCAAAUGCGCGGCGGCCAUCGACUGUCCAUCGGUCGAGUGCGAAUCGGGUCAACGUCGGAUCCAGGUGAAGCCAGCGGAUCCAGAAACACCGGGUAGCUGUUGUGCUCGUUACGAUUGCCUGCCCUCAGACUCUCGAGAAUCGGAGCCGUGCCCCGAAAAUAGCGUGUUAACCGAGGAUGGAAAGUGCGAGUGCGCGCCCUGUCCAAGGCCUACCUGUCAACCGGGACAUCGUCCCGUUCAAGUGAGAGCUGCCCUGGAUCGCGAGACACCCGGUAGCUGUUGCCCUCUUUACGAGUGCAAACCCGCAGAGUCCAUCUCAUGGAUAAAAGUGGCAACCGAGAUGACGAAACCGCCUAAAUAUUGUAUUUACGAGGGCAAAGCGAGAGAGUUGAACGAACGAUGGCAGCCAUCCGACUGUGUUAGUUGCGUCUGCCAGGAGGACGGGAUGGUAUCCUGCCAAGAAUCAAUGUGCAAAUCCUGCGAGAACGCGAUUCCUCCCGAUCCUGGCGAAUGUUGUCCGCAUUGUCCACCGCUUACGAACACGACGUUCCUCCGAUCGGAGAUACCUUGUCAAACUUCUCUCGACGGUUGCGAAUUAACAUGCGAACACGGUUACGCGAAAGACGAAAGCAAUUGUCCCAUUUGUAGUUGCGAUAAAUCCGAGAGAAACGAUGUGAUAAUAACGGAUCGUCCUGCUACUAAUGACGAAUCCAAAAACAUUUGCCCAAAGUUUCACUGCGAUUUUGGUUGCAAAAUCGUAAAGGACGAAAAUGAUUGUUCGAUCUGCGAUUGCCAGACUUUUGAACAACCUACCACUGACACUGUAGCGAUCGACGAUGCCGGAAAAAGGAUUUGUCCCGAAGUGAAGUGCGAUUUGCACUGCGAACGAGGAUUAGUUAUGGACGAAAACGAUUGCACAUUUUGCAAAUGCCGAACGCCAGAAUCGACAAGUUGUCCACCUCUAAUCGGAUGCAGAAAACGAUGUGCGUUUGGUUACAAAACGAACAAACGCGGCUGUUCUAUGUGCCGAUGUCGUGCUUUCUGCGUGGACCACGUGAACGGCACGCAUCCGGAAGGAUCGACUUGGCAUCCGAACUCGUGCACCUCGUGCACCUGCGAUACGGGAGGGAAGCUUAGUUGCAAAGAGACUGUUUGCUCGAUAGCUUGCAACGAUCCGUUGCCUGCGAAACCUGGAACUUGUUGUCCGAUUUGUCCGAUCGCGCCGACGAAAGGAAACGGUGUGACGAACGGCGGCCAUCAUCAAGGCAAAGGAUGGGGCACAGUGCCGAUCAUCUUGAUCACGAUACUCUCCCUGUUCUGCCUGAUGCUCAUCGUCCACAUUCUUCACAGUCGAUUCCGAGCCCGUCUCUCACCCUCCGAGACUUCAUACUCCAUUUACCCUCCCCAGUACUAUAAAUGCGUGCCAGUGUAUGACACGCCGGUGCAUCGAAACGAGAAAAUUGUACCCUUGUAAAAGACUGUUUGACAAACCGGGGAAAACGUGAGAUAUUCUUGGACAGACGGAGUUUACGUGCGGCGGCGUCAAUAAGAGAAGAACGAAGACCAAACCGGGAGAAGCGUAGAAUGGAAUCGCACUCGCUGCCAACAAGUCCAAACUUGACGUUUUACCGGUCCAAGAUACCAUAUUGUAGAUUCAGUAUUAUUUAUAAGUAGCGGACGGUUUUACGAUUGUAAGAGAAGAUAACUGGGAUGUAUAGGCCGAUGCUUCGUGAACCACGACUGUCGGUACCCUCUCGAAUUCCUUCCCCAUCCCCUCCCUCCCCUUCCCUCCCUCGGCUCUAAUUCGAUACGAUAUCGUGUUACGAUAUGUAAAUUGUAAUACAAAAUACGAUAUGUAAUACAAAAGCUAGCGUAUCACGAGAAGGAUAUAAAAGUAUAAAUACGCUAACGAGAUAAACGUAGAUCCUAACUCGGUCGAGAAAAACGUAGAAGAGAGAAGCAGGUGUCUUUAGUCUAUAGUAUUAGUUCCCUCGAUCUCUGGACCAUGUGUUGUGUUUCGUAUCGCGAUUACGAAACUUCGUUGCUGUUCUUUGGCAAUAUUUGGACGAUUUUACAUCGGCUUUCUUGCGAUUUUUACAUGUUCUUUUUUCUUCUCUUUCCUUUGUUAUACACCAUUUCGACCAAUCUUGUUCUUUUUUCACUUAUUCUCUUUCCUUUUCCUACUUCUCUCUCUGUCUCUGUCUCUCUCUCUCUCUCUCUCUCUCUCUCUCUCUCUCUCUCUCUCUCUCUCUCUCUCUCUCUCUCUCUGUCUCUCUCUCUCUCUCUCUCUCUCUCUCUCUCUCUCUCUCUCUUUCUCUCUCUUUGUUUCUCCAUCAUUUUCGCUUUCUCUGACAAUGCGUGGAAUGUCUAGCUUUAUACGAUUUCAAGGGAACAGAAGAACGAUAUUAAAUUCACGGUUAAGCUAUGUAACACAUACUGUUCUGCCACAAGAUAGCUUUGAUUACGAAAUAGCGCAGCUUCAUGACGAAUUAAACCAGAAUCGUUUAAUUUUUCAUCGAUAGAUUCAAUCGUGCGUAAGAAAAAAAAAAAAAAAAACUUUCCCUGCUUUCUAUUCGUAUGAAUAACUAUCAUAUUGGUACAUUUAAUCCUCUAGAUUCUAGAUUCUCAUUUUACUUGAUUCUUUCUCUAUGUCUUUAUUAUAUUUUACGUUAUGUAUUACGCGUAACACGUAAAAUUAAACAUUUCAUCGAACGAAACUGCAAUGAAGCCAAAAAUAUCCCAAAUUUCGAAAUAUCUCGUUUCCAAUAUCUCGAUUUAACGUGUUUUCGAUAUACACCGUUUCGUUUUUUCUUGUACAAUUAUUUGUACAUAUUUAUCUAUUCGAGAAUCAAUCUAUUCGCUUUGUAUACUCUUGCGAUAUAAUUUAAUACUAUUCAAGUAUUAAAAAAUGUUACGCGUUCUACGAGAUCAUUCAUUUGUAUCGUGCUCGUUUUUAGACUCGAUAUCGUGCAACAACGAUAACGACAUAAAACACAGCCUAUUACUUACGAACUAUAAAAAAAAAGCGAGAGAGAGAGAGAGAGAGAGAGAGAGAGAGAGAGAGAGAGAGAGAGAGAGCGAAGCGAGAAUGAUGCAAAUAAUGCACUGUUGAAUACAUGUAAGUACAUAUAUAGUUAUAUUAUGGGUGAAAGAGAGAGAGAGAUAAAAGAAUGAAAAAGAAAAAUAAUUAUGAGAGAAGAUAUAGUAAAAGUACCGAAGGGAACAGAGAUUUUGCGAUGGUGCGUGUGUAUAUGAAUCGUGUAACAAAACAAUACAAGUGCAAACAAUAAUUUGUUUGCAUCUCACAGAGUCGAUACUAAUCGUUAUCGUUGUAACACGAAAUAACCAAUUGUCGUGCAAAUUAAACAUAUCUCUGUGCUUGGAGGGAAGCGCGCGCGCGCCUGCACGUAGAACCUCGUCUUAUCAUUCCUUCUUCCCUAAACUAACGCGUACAUAUAUUUUUCCAAUGCGACACUCAUGUCUUUAUUGUAUAUCGUCUCUAACCGUUUACCGUCUAAAUAAUGCUAAAUAUGUCGCGUAUGUGCGUAUUAGACGCGAACGCAGACGCGCGUCGUAUCUACCGUAUGUAGAACGAUCGUCGAUAAAUCGCAGACUGUAUUUCGUACGUGUAAAUGUACGUUGGAGACAAUAUGUAUCGACGACAGGUUCGUACGAUGUUCCCGUGACGCGCGACGUCGAUGCGCGAGCCUCGAUCGUUUCUCGUUCUUCAUCGCGUGCUCUCGCGUUCGAAUAAUAUCGCGAUUGCGCGACACCGAUAACAAACUCGACACGAUCGAAACAAAGACACUUAGUUCUCUUUUAGAAAACGAAGAAAUCGAAUCGGACCAAAAUUAUUCCAAUGUUUGCGCUUUUCGGCUAUUUUUGCUGUUUAUAAAAAUCAUUUUGCGACUGUAUAUUGAAAUGAAAAGGAGAUAGAGAGCGAAUAAUAAAAAUGGGAGGUAUAACGAGAAAAUCGCGACGUAACUAAAAUCUUGCGAGGAACGCUCGAGAUGCGAUGAAAAGCAGCCAAUCAAGGCCAUCGAGAAACGAAUAGUCUCGUGUUUGCGCGCUCUUUUUGUGUACAGUUUUAACGUAGCGAAAUGUCAUAUCAGUGUAACCUAGACUUAUUUAAUAUGUGCGAACUCGUAUGCAUUUUAAAAUCGUGCAUCGUGUUUAAAAAAUAGCUCUUGUAUGUUAAAUAAAACGACAUUAAAUAAAAUUGUUGAUAUGUGAUAUAUUGUAUACGAGUGGUAUG